AUGGUGCCCAAGUUGCGCUUCUACGUCCACCCACGACAAACUGCACCGAGACACUAUGCAUCUACGCAAGUUACCGUGCCUGCACACGUGACCGUACGGGACCUUUCGCGCUCGCGCAAGCUGCUUCCCUCGCCCGAAAUCAAAUGUUCGCAGAGGGGCUCGCCCGUGGGAGAUCAAGCCUGUUGGCUGUUCUGCUGCGGUCACCAUCGUCUUCCCCUUGCCGCGUGGCACGUCUGGCCUGGCAGAAAACGACGGCUGUUCCAGCGAGCGGCUGCUCCCCCUCGGCGGCCGCAAAUCAUCGCACCUUCGCACCCCGACAACGUCUGCCCUUCCUCGACAGACCGGCCAGCAAUCAUCUUCGUCCGUCACCGUCCCUCCGUGCCCCGGCCUCGCGCGAGGCAUCGUGCGCCGCCUCGCGACCGUCCAGUUGCCUCCGAUACGAGGACGCCAUGUCCCGGCCGGCCUGCGCCGGUGCCGCCCGAUCGCCGCCUCGGACGGCCUCGAGCGAGCCGAGACGGCCCCCCCGCCCAUGCCACCGACGAAGCGCACGCAUCUCGCCGAAUCUCCGCCUCGAGGCGUGCCGCCGUCGACGAGAGCGUGGGCGCCUCGCGGCACCGUGCUCUGCUUCCGGGCGUUCGGCGCGGGGCCGUCGGCAUCGCGUCGACAUCGUUUUCGCCGUCGCCGUCGCUUCGGCCGAGCGUCAAGAUCUAG
Molecule: messenger RNA, 711 nt
Organism: Drechmeria coniospora
Lineage: Eukaryota; Fungi; Ascomycota; Sordariomycetes; Hypocreales; Ophiocordycipitaceae
Exons: 2
Coding region: 1-711 (236 amino acids)
Source: RefSeq, a predicted model, not a curated record